This is a messenger RNA of Corylus avellana, 511 nucleotides long. Lineage: Eukaryota; Viridiplantae; Streptophyta; Magnoliopsida; Fagales; Betulaceae. The record is from RefSeq and is a predicted model, not a curated record.
AACAUAGAAAGGUAUUGGUUGAUGUGUAUAUUGUUUGCUUAUUGUCGGAUGGGUUGGUUUAAAAUUUUGCAUUCUGCCUUCCCUUUGUUCUGUGGUCCCCCUUGUUGUAAUGCAUGUCACGCAGCUGGUCCCAUCGUCAACGAUGGAGAAGUUUGCUGGCGAAGAUGAUGCGAAUGGCUGUGUACUGUCGGUGGGAAGUUCGCCGGCGAAGUCUACCUCUACGUGUACGAAAUGCCUAUGCGGAAUAGAAUCACCAGUGAUGACUUCUCGCACGCAGAAAAAUCUUGGUAGAAGGUUUAUUGGAUGCGGUAAAUAUAAGAGCGAAAGUGAUCGGGGUUGUGAUUAUUUUAUGUGGGUUGACGAAGAAGCUAUGCUCCCUGUGUCACAGUUUGAUGCCCAAAUAGCUGAUCAGAAGAAAGGUUUUGAAACUGAAGUGGCAAAGUUGACGUUGCAAAUUGCUGCUGAAAAGGAGAAACGUCAUUGCACUGUUAGUAGGGCAAUGUUGCCGUGA